Messenger RNA from Nestor notabilis (Kea), 484 nucleotides. Its product is annotated as sperm-associated antigen 16 protein-like. The record is from RefSeq and is a predicted model, not a curated record. Gene Ontology annotation, cellular component: axonemal central apparatus. The annotation marks the transcript as partial. Gene Ontology annotation, biological process: axoneme assembly. NCBI's taxonomy places the organism in Eukaryota, Metazoa, Chordata, Aves, Psittaciformes, Psittacidae. The transcript is spliced from 4 exons.
UUGGAACUCACCACAUGCAUCAGCUGUUUCAGACUUAACAAGAGCUGCAGAAUUUACCAUAACAGAUGACUCUAAGGAUGAUCACCAGUAUGAAGAGGUUCCACCAGAAGAUGAAUUUGGUCUUCAAGAAGAUGAUGAGGAUCUGGCAAAGGCAUUGCAGACUAUUCAAGAGCAGGCUGAAGAUGCCCAAAUUUUAGCUUUGCAAUCAGUACUGACCUCUGAGAAAUCAGUCUCUGAAAUUCCUGAAGCAAUGGAUGACUUCUUCUGCAAUUUCCUGGUCAGAUUGGGAAUGUCCAGAACCCUUAACUGCUUUCAAACGGAAUGGUAUGAACUUGUACAGAGAGGCAUGCUCACAGCCAAAGACAUUGAAUUGGUUCCAACAGUGUACACCCGCAACCAGCAACUCGAGGCUGAAAAUACGUGUUUGAAGAAAGAUCUGGAAAACUAUAAAAAUGCCGCAAAGUAUGUUAUUUGCUCUUAUUGA